Messenger RNA from Limanda limanda (common dab), 4181 nucleotides. RefSeq names its product mannosidase, alpha, class 1B, member 1a (gene man1b1a). Gene Ontology annotation, biological process: carbohydrate metabolic process; N-glycan processing. The transcript is spliced from 14 exons. The record is from RefSeq and is a predicted model, not a curated record. Bases 300 to 2366 code for a protein of 688 amino acids. Gene Ontology annotation, cellular component: endoplasmic reticulum; membrane. Gene Ontology annotation, molecular function: mannosyl-oligosaccharide 1,2-alpha-mannosidase activity; calcium ion binding. NCBI's taxonomy places the organism in Eukaryota, Metazoa, Chordata, Actinopteri, Pleuronectiformes, Pleuronectidae.
CUGUGUUUACAUCGUGUGACGCCUCAUGACCGGGACUCCUCGCGUCGCUUCGCCCGGAACAGGAGCUGCUGCUGCGGCUGCGGGUUCAUGACGGAGCCGGUGACCGAGGACAAGCGCGUCUGUCCCCCCGGAGACACCGGAGACACCGGGAACACCGGAGCAGGGAGCUAAAGCUAAUGCUAGGCUAACUGGGGGCUAGCUUCACCGGAGGCUAGCGUCAGCCUGUGGACCAGGGGACCAGCAAGAAGACCUUUCCACAGCUUCUAUGACCUUGGGUCGUCCGCCCCCCCGAUCACAGGAUGUAUCCGCCGGCUAGAAAGGAUUUCAUCUCUCUGACGCUCAGUGACCCACACGCACACAACUACAACAACGGGAAGCACCGGCGCCAGUCCUGCUGGAGGAAAUGGAAGCAGUUGUCUCGGCUCCAGCGAAGCCUCAUCCUGCUCCUGCUGGCUCUGCUGCUCAUCGUCGGACUGCUCUCAUAUCCAAGCGUCUCACAGCAAUGGGGAGGUGUGUCUGACAGGGACGAGUGGCUGGAGCUGAGCGACAGGGAGCUGAACGCUGCUCCUCCAGCUGUGAAGCCCGUGUUGGAUCCAGAUGCAGCGAAAGCUCUGGCUCCCAUGCCGGUGCCACAUUUAGGACUAGCUGAGGUUCCAGAUACUGUGGCCGAGCCCCAAGGACCAAUCAUCCCUCUGCUGGCAAAACCUCCCAUUCAGAAAAAGACAAUUGUGAACAAGAGGGGUCCACCGGGCACGAAGAGAGAUGGCAACGCUUCAGACGUGGUCGCUGGAGAAAAUCAACAGCAAGUGGCUGUUCAAGAAGAAGAAGAAGAAGAAGGAAGAGAGGACGAGGACAAAGAAAAGAAAAUUGUCAGCUGGAGAGGAGCGAUGAUCGAAGCCGAACAGGCCACGGAGACGCCGCCUUCGGCCGCUGAGAAAGACGCCGCGGCGCCCCCGGCCGACCCGGCUGCCACCGUCCCACUGGAAGUCUCAACUGUGAAGGUGGACAGACUGGAGGCCGUACGCGACGCCUUCCGACACGCGUGGAAAGGUUACAGGGAUCACGCCUGGGGUCACGACGAGCUCAAGCCCAUUUCCAAGUCCUUUGGGGAGUGGUUCGGUUUGGGUUUGACCCUCAUCGACUCUCUGGACACGAUGUGGAUUCUGGGGCUAAAAGAAGAGUUUGAAGAAGCAAAGAACUGGGUAGAGAAAGAACUCACCUUCAACAAGAAUGUGGACGUGAACCUUUUCGAGACGACUAUCCGUGUGCUCGGGGGUCUGCUGAGCACCUACCACCUCUCAGGAGACCAGCUCUUCCUAGAGAAAGCAAAAGAUCUCGGCUCCAGGCUGAUGCCGGCCUUCAAAACUCCCUCAAAGAUCCCAUUCUCAGACGUGAACAUCGGGAAGGGAACCGCCCACCCCCCCCGCUGGACGUCUGACAGCACGCUGGCCGAGGUCACGAGCAUCCAGCUGGAGUUCAGAGAGCUGAGCCGCCUCACGCAGGAGCCACAGUAUCAGGAGGUCGUGGACGAGGUGAUGAAGCUGGUCCACAAGCUGCCGGGCAAACACGACGGCCUGGUGCCCAUGUUCAUCAACACCAACAGCGGGCAGUUCUCCCACAAAGGAGUGUUCACGCUGGGCGCCAGGGCCGACAGCUACUACGAGUACCUGCUCAAACAGUGGCUGCAGGGCGGGAAGACGGAAGACGAUCUGCUGGAGGACUACCUUCAGGCCGUGGAGGGAGUGAAGAAGCACCUGGUGAAGCAGACGGGUCCCGGCAGGUUGACCUUCGUUGGAGAGCUGUCCCACGGCCGCUUCGUCGCUAAGAUGGAUCACCUGGUUUGCUUCCUGCCGGGGACACUGGCGCUCGGGGCGCACAACGGCCUCCCCGGCGACCACAUGGAUCUGGCGCUGCAGCUGAUCGAGACGUGUCACCAGAUGUACACGCAGAUGGAGACGGGACUGAGUCCAGAGAUCGCUCACUUCAGCCUGCAGGCCAGCGACGGGCGGGACGUCGUCGUCAAGCCGGCGGACAGACACAACCUGCUGAGACCUGAGACGGUGGAAAGUCUCUUCUACAUGUACAGAUUCACCAAUGACACAAAGUACAGAGACUGGGGAUGGGAGAUUCUUCAGAGCUUCAAUAAGUACACCAAGGUUCCCGACGGCGGCUUCACGUCCAUUAACAACGUCCGUGACCCCCUGAACCCCGGGCCCCGGGACAAGAUGGAGAGCUUCUUCCUGGGCGAGACGCUGAAGUACCUGUACCUGCUCUUCUCCGACGACCCGGAGCUGCUCAGCCUGGACAAGUUCAUCUUCAACACGGAGGCGCACCCUCUCCCCAUCUGGCCGUCGGCGCCCAAGUGACGCUACCGAGCGGGAGACGUCUGUCAGAAACGCUCGGGUGCUCAGGAUCCUGGAUGAGUCGAGCAGCUGCUCGGUCAGAACCCGUCCAGGCCGGAGCAGAGCAGCUCGGUGGUGUUCACCGUCUCUCACCAUCCAGGAGCUCAUUCGGUUUUUCCUUUUUUCUUUAUUUUUGAUAUAUAAGGAAAAGGUUUCUGUUGGAGCUGGUCUCUGAUGUGAAACCUCUUUUGUGACUCUCUGGAGCUGAAGAGUAAGAAGAAGGUGGGAUUGCUUUAAUACCUGGGAAACGCUGCGAGCUCUGGUGUGUGUGUCUGUGUGUGUGUCUGUGUGUGUGUGUGUAGUUACAACCAUUAUGAUUCCACCCCGGUUCGUUUUUCUUCCAUAUUUUGAGGAGCAGAUCCUCGUUAGUCCUGUGGAGUCAGAAGUCUUGGCUGUGAAGUUGCAGUCACCAGUGGUGGAGCCCACUCAGCGAGAUGAAGUUCGAUGCUCUUAAAAUGAAGUUCAGUCAUGACUAGUCAGCACUUUGUUAGUUCCUCUCAGUACCGGUCCGUCCUGAGUGUUUCUGGAGAGCUGCUCAGCUUCCGUGCAGCUAGUGCCUUGCUGAAGAGCAAAGGCAGAAGAUUCCUCAAUAAGAGACUUUAUAUAAAGAUGGACAACGGGUCUUUAAUUCCUCCCACUAUCUAGAAAUCAAGCCGGAGUCUGUGCAGUAGUCGUCAGGGGGCGGAGCAACAGGGGGGAGGUCCCGUCGAUACGAGCGCUCGACCAAUCACAAGUCUGCUUCAGCUGUCAAUCACGACAUUCUCACCCGACUUAUCAGAAACUUACUCGAACAUCAUUGUGAUAAGAACAACCUUAAAUGACUUAGUUUGGUGAGUGUCCCAUCUGUUAACAUGGAGGGGACAGGGUUUAUGGCCUAUCCUUCAGCCAGCCUCUAGGGGGCGAACAAGACGCUUUAGCCGAGCUGUCAUGUCGUCCGUCUUUAUACAAAGUCUGUUCCAAAUACCUCACGUGUGUCUUAAUUAGAUAAAAACCUGAUUAACACCGACUCUAAUCGUAGUUUUCUCUUAAUUGAGAAGAUUUGUGAAUUCCCAGAAAUCUUUGCACUUCAGAUCGAUCACGUGUUGGAUCCUUUUCCACGUGUAGCAGGAAUCGUUUCAACACCAAAAGACAACUCACAGUUUAAAGGGAAAUUUGGUUCUUAUUUUUAAGUCACGUUUAAAUGUGGUAAAAGUUUGAAGGUGAAAGGUAUUUAAUAGUUAGAUGAUUAAAUCAGACCUGAGAGAUUUCAGGUCUGUAACAAGAUGACAUUAGGUUUUAUUAUUGAAUGAACACAUUUGUUCUGUUCAUUUUUUGGGGGAGAUUUUGCAUUUUUGUCACAGAGGAACUAAGAUAAACGUCCCAUCUUGAGUUUUAUUAAAUCCAUUUUUGUUUUAAAUCAGAUACAGGAGAAUUAUCUGAGGCCGCCGCGCCGCCUUAAAUCUGCCGUCGCUGUGAAGUCGGAUCAGAAAAUGAACAAAGUCAUCAUUUCCUGCGUCAGGGACGAUAAACACGCCGGCGUUCAUUCAUCCUCUGUUCACAGGCGACUCGUCUCCGAAGUGAAGUCGUGUGGAAUUUGUUUUCUUCCUUCUCGGAGGAGUUUUGAUUCAUCGCUGUUGAGCAGUCGCGGAUUUUCCCGUCAAAUGUGAUGAAGAGCGGCGCCGUAGGAGCGCUCGUUUUCCACGUGCUCACGUUGAAGGAUGUGUGUCCGCUGUCGUGAAUGUGCUGCUUGAACAAACGUCUCGAUUCAGGAACACAAGGUCACGUCCCCCCCCCACCGCA